ACACACACACACACACACACACACACACACAGGGGAUAUAUAAGUGGUGAAGCAGGUUUCAGGAACAGAAACGGGAGAGAGCACACUGAAGACUGACGAGCGCUUUGAAAUAAAACUUUAUCGACAGCCGACGAUGAGGACGCUGCUGCUGCUGUGUGUGUGUGUGAGCGUGUGUGUGUCCGCUGCCUUGGCUCAUGAUGAACUGGAUUAUGACAACUAUGACACGGACGCCAAGAGCACGACGACGAAGAACGGGACAACGCCACCAUCGACCAGUGUAGAUGCCCGAGGUCAUCGCCCAACCACGAGAGGCCACGACACAUACACCCCCAACCGCUAUGCCCCUCCCCCCAUCAGCGGCGGCGCCAGGUAUCGCGGCCGCCCUUCUGCCACUCCGGUGGCAGGUCAGCAGGUUCAGGAGAAGGAGGUGCAGCCCGAUGAAGGAGGAUGUAUUCACGCUGCAGAGGAGAUGGGUGUCCUGUGCCCGACCGGCUGCGAGCUGAAGACCAUGCUGCUGAAGCAGGAGAGGAACGUCAAGACGAGCAUCAACGAGCUGAAGCCUCUGGUGGAGGAUUUGUCUCGAUCCUCCAACAACGUGUACAACUACGUCAACAGCAUCUCCUCGUCUCUCAGGGAGAGGCAGAGAGUCAUCAACGAUAACAGCCGGGUGGUGAGUCAGUACACGGAUCGGGUGGAGGAGCAACACGCCUACAUCAAGGAGACGGUCGACACCGUGUUCCCCUCCAACAUCCGAGUGCUGCAGGGCGUCCUGGAUAAGAUCCGUCUGAAGAUCCUGAAGCUGGAGAAGGCGAUCCAGGCUCAGAGGGAGGACUGUAAGGAGCCCUGCACUACCAAGUGCCCCAUCCCCGUGGUGUCUGGUAAGGAGUGCGAGGAUAUUUUCCGCCGUGGAGGAAUAGACUCCCAGAUGUACCUUAUCCAGCCCGACAGCUUCAGCGCUCCGUACCGAGUCUUCUGUGAUCAGAGCACACAGAAAGGAGGCUGGCUACUCAUCCAGAACAGGCAGGACGGCAGCGUGGACUUCGGUCGACGUUGGGACGAAUAUCGACGUGGAUUCGGGAACAUCGCCUUCGACUCUGGGAAGGGUCACUGCCAGACUCCUGGUGAGUACUGGAUGGGUAACGACCGCAUCAGUCACGUGACCAAGAUGGGCCCCACUGAGGUCCUCAUCGAGAUGGAGGACUGGACUGGAGCCAAGGUCUAUGCCCAGUACCGCCAGUUCACCAUCCAAUCAGAGACGUCCAACUACGUGAUGGCGGUCGACGGCUACACUGGGAACGCUGGCAACUGUUUCCUGGAGGGCUCCCUGGAACUGUUUGGUGAAAACCGCACAAUGACCAUUCACAACAGCAUGAUGUUCAGCACCUACGACCGAGACAACGACAACUGGAUCCCGGGCGAUCCGUCUAAGCAGUGCGCCAGGGAGGACGGAGGCGGCUGGUGGUACAACCGCUGCCACUCGGCCAAUCCCAACGGCCGAUACUACAUCGGCGGAGCAUACACCCGCCGAAUGGCCAAACACGGCACCGACGACGGAAUGGUCUGGAUGAACUGGAAGGGGAGCUGGUACUCGCUCAAGGCCAUCAGCAUGAAGAUCAGGCCGUUCUUCGCCUCCAGAUAAUCCCAUCGGAGAGCGUCGACGCACACAUGACAGGAAACCGCCAAAAUAAAAGACAGAAAGGAAAUGGGUGGCAUUCGGGUUUUGGGUCAAACAGCUGCACAACUCUUUGUAGCUCAUUUGAAAGUGUGUCCUUUAUUUUAGCUGAAUCCUUCAAUUUGGUGGACACACACACAUUCAAGCACAACUAAAAAGGAGAGUGUGCUGAAAAUAAGCUUUAAAACGAAGUGAAAUAAGAAUUGAGAAACAGUCAGAUUAUUGUGUCUACAGGAGAAGAGAAACCUCGGCUGGUUGUGAGUGUGUGUGAGUGUGUGUGUGGUCGUCUUCAGUGUGCAGGACGAGUUAACCGACUGUCCUCUGCUACUCAAUAAACACGUUGAGGAACAUA
This is a messenger RNA of Eleginops maclovinus (Patagonian blennie), 2024 nucleotides long. RefSeq names its product fibrinogen beta chain (gene fgb). NCBI's taxonomy places the organism in Eukaryota, Metazoa, Chordata, Actinopteri, Perciformes, Eleginopidae. The record is from RefSeq and is a predicted model, not a curated record. The coding region runs from base 134 to 1639 and encodes 501 amino acids. Gene Ontology annotation, cellular component: fibrinogen complex. Gene Ontology annotation, molecular function: signaling receptor binding. Gene Ontology annotation, biological process: blood coagulation; protein polymerization; platelet activation. The transcript has 13 exons.